This is a messenger RNA of Anopheles nili, 1233 nucleotides long. RefSeq names its product phenoloxidase-activating factor 2-like. The coding region runs from base 63 to 1199 and encodes 378 amino acids. NCBI's taxonomy places the organism in Eukaryota, Metazoa, Arthropoda, Insecta, Diptera, Culicidae. Gene Ontology annotation, biological process: proteolysis. The record is from RefSeq and is a predicted model, not a curated record. Gene Ontology annotation, molecular function: serine-type endopeptidase activity. The transcript is spliced from 4 exons.
AUUGGACGCGCACACGAAGCACAACCGUAGCACUUUGAGCCGAUUUGAGCCUCGGUCGGGACAUGAAUCUAGCCGCACUAACAACGACGGUUUGUUUGGUGGUGUUGGUGGUGGGCCUUUCGGAGGUUCAGGCUCAGGCUGGUAGCUGUGAAGGAAAAUGCGUUCCACUCAAUAAAUGCUCCCGAACCGGCACGGAAGAAGAUGACGAAAACUUCCCGGAGGUGGAUCUGCGGAUUGGCCAGGAGUCGUCGACCGUUAUGGGUCAGUGUGCGCACUAUCUCGACGUGUGCUGCCCACUAGAGGAUGUGCUUGAGGAACCAACUUCUACCCACAGGACGGAAGACGAAAAGUUCCUACCAUGUGGCCAACGGAAUGCCAACGGCGUCGGUUUUCGCAUUGGCGCUGGAAAGGUCGAAGAAUCGGAGUUUGGCGAAUUCCCCUGGACGCUGCUGGUGCUGGAGAUGCAACAGCUGUUCGAUUUCGAGGAUAAAGAGGUGUACGCUUGCGUGGCAUCACUUGUGGCGCCCAACGUCGCCCUUACGGUGGCCCAUUGUGUGGUCAAUCGAACAGCAAGCAACUUGGUGGUUCGUGCCGGCGAAUGGGACACUCGCACCGAGUCGGAAGUCCUUCCCUAUCAGGACGCCAAAGUAAAGGAGAUCCACCUGCACGAGCGAUAUAACAAACGGCACCAUUUCGAUGUGGCACUGCUCGUGCUAGAUAAACCCUUCCAGCCAGCCGAAAACGUGCAGAUCAUUUGUUUGCCACCGCCAGGUGUAAGGCCACCUACGGGCACGGAAUGCGUCACCGGUGGCUGGGGAAAGGAUCGGUUUGGAGAGGCCGGUGUUUACCAGCAGAUUCUGAAGCGCGUUGCUCUUCCGGUCGUCGAUUCCGACCAAUGUCAGCAAGCACUCCGGAAAACGCGGCUUGGACCAAGCUACAAGCUCCACAACACGUUCCUGUGCGCGGGUGGCAAAAAGGAUGCGGACGUAUGCGCUGGUGAUGGAGGAGCGGCACUCGUUUGUCUCAUACCCGGAUCGCAUACCGACUACUACCAGGCGGGUGUGGUCGCGUGGGGAAUCGGAUGUGGUGAUGAACACAUUCCUGGGGUGUAUGCGGAUGUUGCGACACUGCGGUCCUGGAUCGUGGACAAUCUCCGUGCGUUAAACGUUGAUCCGGUGUUCUACACGGCUGCACAGUAGAACAAGACUCCAGACCAGAGCCAUGUAACUUAUA